AUGAUAGUUAAUGUCCAAGAGAACCUUUCUGCUAAUACAGGAAAUGGCUGUAGUGCUUUCAACACUCACGCAUCAGUAUCACGCCGUAUUGAUGAGAUGGCAGCUGAUGCUGAAAACCAAUUAGUCUCAAAACUGCAGGUGAAUGAUUUCUCACUUCAACUCGACGAAUCAACUUUACCUGAUAAUUCUGCUCUUCUGAUGGCAUUUGUGAGGUUUCUUGAUGUUGAUGAAAUAUGUCAAGAAAUGAUUUUCGCAUUGAAAUUAACGACAGACACUAAAGGUGAAUCCAUCUUCAAAACACUGGAGGUCUAUUUUGAGGAGAACAACAUUCCACUCAAGAACAUUGUGGCUUGUGCUUGUGCUGCUAUGAUGGGAAGAUGGCUCUCUAAGGCAGUUAUAUCCACCGAGCUGCUUGAUGAUGACCUAGCAGUGUAUGUUGACCAUCUCAAGCAGCUGCAAAAUGAAAUGGAAACUCGCUUCUCUGACCUACUCCAAAUGACUGUGCCACAGUGGUUUGUGGAUCCCUUCAUUGCUGAUGCAUCUGAAGUUGAUGUCACCCUACAAGAAAGUUUAAUUGAGCCUACGAAUAACACAACAGCUCAAGCAAGGUUCAAGCGUGGAGGACACCAGAAGCUGUGGAUGAUUCAAGAUGUGUAUGAGAAGUACCCACUACUCUGGAAAGAUGUGACGUUGCUCUUACUUGCCUUUCCAACGUCUUGCUUGGUUGAGACUGGUUUCAGUCGGGUGAUGUACCUGCUGUCAGACACGAAAUCGCCUUGA
Molecule: messenger RNA, 780 nt
Organism: Macrobrachium nipponense
Lineage: Eukaryota; Metazoa; Arthropoda; Malacostraca; Decapoda; Palaemonidae
Exons: 4
Coding region: 1-780 (259 amino acids)
Source: RefSeq, a predicted model, not a curated record